Messenger RNA from Cyclospora cayetanensis, 852 nucleotides. RefSeq names its product diacylglycerol O-acyltransferase 2. Gene Ontology annotation, cellular component: endoplasmic reticulum membrane. Bases 1 to 852 code for a protein of 283 amino acids. The transcript has 8 exons. The record is from RefSeq and is a predicted model, not a curated record. Gene Ontology annotation, molecular function: diacylglycerol O-acyltransferase activity. Gene Ontology annotation, biological process: triglyceride biosynthetic process. Lineage: Eukaryota; Apicomplexa; Conoidasida; Eucoccidiorida; Eimeriidae.
AUGCGCAAGCAACUCAAUGAGGUGGCUGCCAUGUUGACGGGAAUAAGUGGGCUUGCUAUUAGAGGCGCGGAGGACGGGGAGGGGCACACAGAGCAAAACGAGUCAGAGGGAGGGGGAAAUGCCACGACCAAGACUGCUGCUCCCCAGCGUCAACAGAAGACAGUAUACACUCAUGGUGGACGUGUUCAUACGGCGUGCUUGCGAAUGCAGCAUGGCGUGCUAAGCAUGUCCUGUACGCUGGCUUGGGGAGUCAGAAGCGACUGGGAGUGGCUAGACAUCCGCCGUGUGCUGCCAGGGUUGAAUAUCCGUCUGACGACACUCUCGAUAAACAUGCGACUCCCCUUCUGGGGCCACUUGCUGCAGGCAGUUGGGGGCCCUGGGCGUGCGGUCUUGGUAGUGGUUGGGGGGGCUAAGGAGGCGUUUCUGGGGGGCCCCCGCUUGAACGACUUGGUGCUUCAUCGCCGCAAGGGGUUUUUCGAGAUUGCCCUUCAGACGGGCUCUUGGCUGAUACCCGUCUAUUCCCUAGGGGAGAACGACAUGUACGAGAGGCUGACGGAAGGGAUGUUGAGUUGCUUUCUGACUUUUAUCUCACGCAAGACAAUGGGGCUCUUUGGCUUUUCGUUGCCGCCUUGCUACGGGCGCGGCGUGUUGCAAGUGACGAUGCCUAGACGCGUCAAGAUUGUCGAGCUCAUUGGGAACCCCGUUCCCUGUCGCCGCAUUCCCCAUCCAACUCAGGAGGACAUUGAGGAGCUUCGGCAGCGAUACUGUGCGGCCCUGCAACGGGUCUACACCAAAGCCAGAGCAAUCUACGGUACCGAGAGUAAGUUUGAAGACUUACGCAUCGUUGAAUAA